This is a messenger RNA of Thermothelomyces thermophilus ATCC 42464, 693 nucleotides long. RefSeq lists its product as uncharacterized. The transcript has a single exon. The record is from RefSeq and is a predicted model, not a curated record. NCBI's taxonomy places the organism in Eukaryota, Fungi, Ascomycota, Sordariomycetes, Sordariales, Chaetomiaceae. Bases 21 to 620 code for a protein of 199 amino acids.
GCUACGUAUCUUCUCGGAUCAUGAAGACAGCCCGCUCCGCCGCCUCGACCGAGACCGAGACCGAGACCGGGACCAAGAUGGAGGGCGGCGGCGGCGGCGGCGGCGGCGGCUUGCCGGUGACGGUGGCGGCGUCGCACCUGGACGGGCUGGUGCUGGCGCUGACGCCCAACUCGCACAGCUACAACUACCGCAGCGCGGUGCUCUUCGGGCACGCGGUGCCCGUGACGGACCCGGCCGAGAAGCUCUACGCCAUGGAGCUGGUCACCGACGGCGUCGUGCCGGGCCGCUGGGCGCGCACCCGCGUCCCGCCCAACGCGGCCGAGAUGCAGAGCACCGGCCUCCUGCGCGUCCGCGUCGCGGCGGGCAGCGCCAAGAUCCGCUCGGGCGGCCCCAGCGACGAGCGCGGCGACCUCGCCGACGAGGCGCUGCUGGACCGCGUCUGGACCGGCGUCGUGCCCGUCUAUACCGUCAUGGGCGAGCCGGUUCCGGGGGGGUACAACCGGGUGACCGAGGUGCCCCGAUACCUGGAGGAAUGGAGGGUGGAAGCGAAUAAAGAGGCCGAGGAGUUUGCUAAGGAAGCGGUAAAGAAGGAGGCUGCCGCCGAGAAAGCCAAAGAAUAAAAAAAAAAAAACGUUGUAUACGAGGCGAGCCGGGUCGUCAGUCGUCUAGCAGCAACAACCACCACACCAGGAA